AUGUCAGCAAUUGCCAACAUGCUUGAGGAGGCAGCUUUCAACCUCACGCCCUCUGACCCUUCAACAUUCAUCCUAAUGGGCAUCCCUGGCCUGGAAGAUGCUCAUGUCUGGAUUUCCAUCCCAUUCUUUACGCUCUAUAUUAUUGGCCUGUUGGGAAAUUUCAUGAUUCUGUUUGUUGUGGGCAAAGAGCAGACCCUGCACAAGCCGAUGUAUCUGUUACUCUGCAUGCUGGCACUCACAGAAAUCGGCACGUCUACCUCUGUUGUGCUGAAGGCACUUUGUAUAUUUUGGUUUAAUUUGAAAGGUAUUACUUUGGGUGGCUGUCUCACCCAGAUGUUCUUCUUUCAUGCAGGUACUGUGAUGCACUCAGCCAUCCUCGUGACAAUGGCCUUUGAUCGCUAUGUCGCCAUAUGUAACCCUCUGAGAUACUCCACCAUCCUCACCAAUGCACGAAUAGCUAAGCUAGGGCUAGUGGGUUUGAUAAGAGCUGUUUUCUUCGUUCUGCCCCUGCCCCUGCUCCUGAUCAGGCAGCCAUUCUGUGCCAACCACAUUAUCCCUCAUACAUUCUGCGACCACAUGGCUGUGGCAAAAAUGUCUUGUGGGGACAUCACAGUCAACAGGAUGUAUGGCUUGGUAAUACCAUUUGUAGUCAACAUGUUAGACCUGACACUCAUUGGCCUCUCCUAUGGUCUGAUCAUCAGGGCUGUCCUGAGAAUCUCCUCUAAGAAAGCCCACCGGAAAGCCCUCAACACCUGCACAGCCCAUAUCUGUGUGAUGCUGAUGUCCUAUCCUUCCUUCUUCUUCUCCACUCUGACACACCGGUUCAGUCAGGGCAUUGCUCCCCAUGUUCACAUCAUCUUAGCCAACCUCUAUUUCCUCCUCCCCACCAUGCUCAACCCUAUCAUUUAUGGCAUCAAAAACAAAGAGCUUCUUGAGAAAGUGGGGAAAUACACCUGCAGAAUGUGCUCACCUGGGGACCACUGA
Messenger RNA from Chelonoidis abingdonii (Abingdon island giant tortoise), 984 nucleotides. The record is from RefSeq and is a predicted model, not a curated record. NCBI's taxonomy places the organism in Eukaryota, Metazoa, Chordata, Testudines, Testudinidae.